GCAAAUGACUAGCGAAAUAGUUGCGAAUGAAUUGCGAGGGAGUUACGACCUACAGAGAUCAUUAACCAGUGAUUUCUACAUAUCUAGUAUUAGUAAUAUUGCAAUAUACUAUAUUACAAAAUACAGUUUGCAACGUUAAAUACUAUAAUGUUAACUACUAUAUGUUAAAUACUUCUUUCAGAGCUAUACUUUCUUUGCUCAUUUCCUUUUCUAUGUAUUAUCUUCGCUGUACCUUGAAAUAUUUUUGCAAGGAAUAUACGAUUCGAUACCUGCCGAUAGUAUUCCGUUUUAUCAAUGUUUCCCCUAAUUUACGAUAUAUUCGUCUCGUUCCCCUGGUUGCGUUAACUUUGGACAAGGACUACGUUACGCGACCGAUAUAAAAGGAAUCCCACUAUCCGCUGUAGGAAGAUCUUUAUUUGUCUUCUCUAUACGCGUAUACCGUUCCCGCGAGGCUUGUGGGAGACGUUUAGAGUAGCGUUUUAAUAUUUAAAUCGGAAUCGCUUUGCAUUCUCGUGUGUGCACGCUUUCCUGGUAUAUCGGUACACGAUGAGGCCAAUGUCCGGCCACUGUGCUCGAGGCUCUCAUGACCGUUCGGCGACAAAGAAUACCGGUUUCUCGGUGUACUGACCACUAUAUCAAGGAAUACGAUUAUUUCUACGAUUACGCCGACUUUACGUUGAAACCGAUCGUCAAGCCCACCACCAGUACUACAACUACCACCGAAACAGUUCCAUCGGAACAAAUCAAUGUCUCUGAAACACCCGAUUCUUCCUCUCAAAAUUCGACAUUUUCUUCGAUCAGCGAGACAAAUACAAAUUCUACCGCGGAAAACGCGGAAAUUCUUCUACCAGUGGACGCUGAAAAAACAAACGAAACCUUAGCUAGUUCAUCGACUGGAAGUUUAGAAAAUUCAACUAGUGACGGCGAUAUACUAAGGAUGAUGUUAAGUGACAAAAUUAAGAACCUGUUUGAGGAUAAGAAGGAAGAUCCAACGAGGCAUGAUAACUGGGGAUCAUCCACGGAGAAUCCGUCCAAAAGACUGUCUAGAAAACGGUGCAAAUUAGGAUAUUCACCGGAUGGCAGGGGUCGUUGUCGUCGUUUGAGUCAACGAAAAUUAUCGUUAAUUCCAUUGACGAUGAGAUUACCAUCGAAACUUUUUGACGAUCUAAGGCGCAACACAAGGAAUUUGGCGCAGGAGGAAGACGAUCGAAUGCAUUUAAACUGAACCGUGCCAUGAAUAUUCGAUGAAUCCUGUGCGAUCGUGCGAAGUUGCCUCAUGUUCCUCAUGUGACUUAAGUCGAAUUUAUAUUGUUUCAUAUUGGAAGAACACGGUAGAUGAACGCUUGCUUUCAUCCGCGGAUGAAACGAGGACGAAAGCAACGUUGCAACAAGUGUAAAAUGAAACACGCAAAGUGAAAGAGUGUAAAUUCGGCUUUAUGUUAAGUUACGUAUGCCCCGUCUUACAUUUCUAUUCGGCCAUAAUUCCCCAAGUCGCUGUAUAUAAUAAUAUAUAUAAGAAACGAUUAUACUUGACAGGGUUAUAAAAUUGUUGUAAUAAAUUUAUGUAUCCAUA
Molecule: messenger RNA, 1573 nt
Organism: Bombus terrestris (buff-tailed bumblebee)
Lineage: Eukaryota; Metazoa; Arthropoda; Insecta; Hymenoptera; Apidae
Exons: 3
Coding region: 584-1225 (213 amino acids)
Source: RefSeq, a predicted model, not a curated record